AUGCAGUUCCUAACAUUAACCGUGCUCACAUUUCUCGCGGCUGCCCUUGGACCGAUCCAAGUCUCCUGUGCAUGUGACGAUGGCUAUCCGGUCAGCUGGUGCUUGACGUAUCGAGAGGAGCCGGGAGGCCCGCAGCCUUUGGCCAAGGAUUGCAAGCGUACGCUCGAUGUCUCUAAUCCACGGGGUGCCUCGUUCCGGACGGUGCAACAAACCGGCCGACCCAUGGGAGCUAGAGCGGCUCUGCUGCGACUGGAGUAUUCAACCUGA
Messenger RNA from Puccinia triticina, 267 nucleotides. RefSeq lists its product as uncharacterized. The transcript is spliced from 2 exons. The record is from RefSeq and is a predicted model, not a curated record. Lineage: Eukaryota; Fungi; Basidiomycota; Pucciniomycetes; Pucciniales; Pucciniaceae. The coding region runs from base 1 to 267 and encodes 88 amino acids.